Oryza sativa Japonica Group (Japanese rice) is the source of this 3108-nucleotide messenger RNA. RefSeq lists its product as uncharacterized. Lineage: Eukaryota; Viridiplantae; Streptophyta; Magnoliopsida; Poales; Poaceae. The record is from RefSeq and is a predicted model, not a curated record.
GCUGGCUUAUAGCCUGCUAUUGUACCUGCUCUUAACGACUGUAUUUGUAACUAAAAUAAAUGUAACUCAAUAACCUCGGAUGACAAAUUUAUACUAGAUCAAUAUAUCUAGAUAGCGCGAAGGGCAUCCACAAUGUGGUGCAAAAAUAGUCCAUAGAUAAUAUUAUAAUAUCAUUGUGCAACUAGCCCAUAAUAUGAAAAAAAAUAAUAAAAGGUAUCUAUAUGCAUGUAAACUACUCAUAUGAAACAAACAAUAUUAUCUAUCUCUACUUCUCUUUCUUAUUCUAAUGUUACCUUCUAUCUACGUACAUUGUACUAUUAAGGAUUGAUAUAAUUAAAGUCUAUAUAUAUAUAUGUGUCUCAUCUAUAUAGAUAACUUUUGACAUAUACAGUAAAUGCACCUCUGAACAUGAGUAAAACCAGAACAAAUUAAGGUUUGUAUUGCCGGAGUAAUUUUCAUAUACACAUGUGAACCUCACAAUUAUUUUCAACAGUGUGCUGAUGCUGAAAACUUGAUGGACUGAGGAGAAUUGGACAGACAUAUCAGUGGUGUUCUUUUUAUUAAAAUAUAAAUUUUACCUUGAUUUCUAUUGGUAUGCUUUUCAAACUAUUAAACGAUACGUUUCAUGCAAAAACUCUCUCUCUCUAAAAGUUGUUUUAAAAUGUCAAAUAAGUCCAUUUUUUUAAGUUUGUAAUAAUUAAAACCAAAUAAUCAUGUCCUAAUUGUUUUUUUUGUUUUAGGUACCCUAAUUUUUUCUUCAUCUUAUUAGAAAAGAACAUCAUCAUUUAGUGAGCAAAUUCUUUGCUGCACCUGCACGUGAGACGUGAGUACGUGACACAUCCAUGCGACCUUCCAAGCCAUAGUAAGGUCAGUAGGAGUCAAGAUUGAAGAGACAAUAGUCCAAAUUGAUUAACAAGUGUACCGCUGUCUCCGUAGUGCUUGACUGACGUACUUGCAAUGGCAUCUUUGUCCAAAGUGUCCCCUGAUAGUACCUUUCGGCUAAUCCUUGUUCUAAACUGAUAAUGCCCUCGUGCGCGUGAAUCUUCUUGUUGAUCUGAUCUUAUCGCAAAUGAGAUGAAAGUUUGGAGAAUUGUAUGCAAGCACCUUUGUUGCAAUCUGUGCCUUUUUUUUGCCUAUAUAUGUGCGCGUUUGGCCAUGGAUGGAGUGGUGGUAACAGGGGAACGCUGCUCAGCUUCUUGCGGCUGUAUACUUCAGAACACCAGAAGAAAAAAAAUCUUGUGCUGCACAUAUGGAGAUGCAAGAUGAACAUGUCAUUGACGUCCCUUCAAUACUGGCGCAAGAACUGAGUACUGAACUCACUAGCCUGAAGCCACCGUCGACGGAGUUGGCCGGCGACGGCGACCCUUCUCCGACGCCGCCGAUCAUCAUCGACGAGGUCGGCGAACGGACUCGCAACGUCGACCCGCACGAGUACCUGCCGCACCACGUCUACAUCGGGCCGUACAGCCGUAUGAGGAACGCCGACCUCGCCGGGGACGACGACGACAAGCUGCGCACGCUUCAGGAGGUCCUCGCCGCGGCGGCGGCGUACUCCACCGCGCCGCCGCUGCAGCUGAAGGACUUCGUCGCCGAGCUCGAGCUCCUCGAGGCCCGCGCGAGGAGCAGCUACCGCCACACGUUCGGUGUGGUGCCGAGCAAGGAGUUCCUGCGCUGGCUGCUGCUCGACGCAUGCUACAUCCUCGUCCGCUUCGGCGACGUCGACGACGUCGUCGGGCGCCGCCCACGCCCGGCGGCGCCGGCGGCCGUGGCGAGCGCGAACGGCGCCGUGCAGGGCGGGAACCGCGUCGUGCCGUCGGUGGAGAGGAGGAGAGCAUCCGCCGCCGACCGGCAGUAUAUCCUCGACGUGGUCCGCGACGUGUUCUACCUUGCGGCGAACCAGGUUCCGUUCUUCGUCGUCGAGAGGGUCCGCCAGAUGACGUUUCUGGACCACGGUACUCCGGCGCUGGACGCCAUCGCGAGGUUCGCCGGAAAACUCUUGGAGCAGAAGCAGUACUCCGUCGCGACGCCGACCAUGGUGGGGCCGCCGGAACGGCGGCCGGAGCCGGCCAAUCUUCUGCACCUGCUGCACAUGCACUUCACGCCCACCGUACUCACAUCCGCCGCCGCUGUCGGUGGCGGCGGUGCGCCCGUGGGCCGAUGGCGCACGGCGAUGGAGUACUACUUCGUCGGCGUGAAGUUCAAGAGACGGCCUCUCAAUCGCCGCAGCAAGGGCGGCGCCCUCAGCAUCCUCGACGUGAAGGUGAGCGGCGGCGGCGGCGGCACGCUGGAGGUGCCGCAGCUGAACAUCGACGGCGAGACGUGGCGGCUGCUCCGCAACCUGAUAGCGCUGGAGCAGAGCAACCCGUCGGGGGCGGGGAGCCACGUGACGGCGUACUGCGUGUUCAUGUCGCAGCUGGCGUCGACGCCGAUGGACGUGGAGCUGCUGUCGCGGCGGGGCGUGAUCGUGCACGGCCUCGGCAACAACGGCGAGGUCGCCAAGCGCUUCGCCGAUCUCUGCAAGGGCACCGUGUUCGACGUGGACGACGCCGACCAGAACUACCUGAGGCCGGUGUGCCAGGUGCUCGACCGGCGGUUCCAGAGCCGGCCGCGGCGGUGGAUGGCGUGGCUGAAGCAGAAGUACUUCGCCAACCCGUGGCUCGCCGCCGGCCUCGCGGCGGCGGCCGUCAUCUUCGUCUGCACCGUCAUCCAGGCGGUUUACUCCGUUCUGAGUUACAAAAAAGGAUGAUGCGGGUCUAUUGGCAGAGACAGUGGUCCAUGUGCAUAGCAAGCAGCCUAUUGUACAACAUGCCUGUUUCAUUGUAGAGCAAAAUAAUUUAACUUAGGGCUUUGCCAAUCACAACUUGCCAUAGUUUGCCAAAUUAAGGCCUAUGGGAAAACCAACCUCUUGCAAGUGAUGUAUAUAUUGUACUAAGGAACAAGACGUACUACAAAGUAGGUUAAAAUGAAAAAAAAAAACUUAUUCUUUCCUUGCACAAAAUGAUGCCAGAAGUAGAAAAUCUGAAAAGAUAAUAUCUCACAAAAUAAAUCACCACCUAAUGUUUUUUUUAAAGCAGUACGUAGAUGAUGGCAUGAUUGUUUUCUGGUUUA